Pelodiscus sinensis (Chinese soft-shelled turtle) is the source of this 819-nucleotide messenger RNA. The record is from RefSeq and is a predicted model, not a curated record. NCBI's taxonomy places the organism in Eukaryota, Metazoa, Chordata, Testudines, Trionychidae.
CCCCCCCCCGGAGUUUGGGAACCCAUGCUUUAGAUGUUACAAGUAUUUUAGGGUCUGCAGAGUUUAGGGCCUGGUAGAACUGCCCCCCCUUCAGCUCUGAUUGUGGGAGGAGUUAUUUUAAGGCAACCAGAUGUCCCAUUUUUAUAGGGCCCAUCUCCUGACGUUCGUGUCCCACUUAAAAAAAAAACCCCACACUUUCUCUCUAGGUACUCUACGUGUGUUGAUAUCCAGAACUGAAGAUUCGGGCGACAAGCAGAGCCACAGGAGUGUCCGGGGACAGGCGUGAUAAGGAAUGUCUGGGCGGGGAAAGAAAAAUGUGGUGGCUGCAAAACCUGCACUUCCGUCAAGAAAAAGUAAGACAGCAAGGGCUGGCCUGCAAUUCCCUGUGGGACGUAUCCACCGGCUUCUCAAAAGAGGGAACUAUGCUGAGAGAAUAGGGGCUGGAGCUCCUGUUUACCUGGCGGCCGUGCUGGAGUACCUGACAGCUGAGAUACUGGAACUGUCAGGAAAUGCUGCCCGUGAAAACAAGAAAAGCAGGAUUGGGCCACGGCACAUCCAGCUGGCUGUGCGGAAUGAUGAAGAGCUAAACAAGCUGUUUGCGGAUGUGACCAUUGCUGAAGGAGGAGUUAUGCCCAACAUUAUUUCCCAGCUUCUUCCCAAGAAAACACUUAGAGAUCCUCUAGAAAGUGGGGAUCCUGCUGCUUCCCAGGAAGAAUCCAGUAACUAUUGACCGCCUUUGUUUGUGUGGGUUUCUGUACUUGCUGACUAGUGACUCUUGUUUGUCCAUUCUCCUAUAUAUGUUAACACUGCUAAAUAAGA